Nylanderia fulva is the source of this 429-nucleotide messenger RNA. RefSeq names its product histone H4. NCBI's taxonomy places the organism in Eukaryota, Metazoa, Arthropoda, Insecta, Hymenoptera, Formicidae. The record is from RefSeq and is a predicted model, not a curated record. Gene Ontology annotation, cellular component: nucleosome. Gene Ontology annotation, molecular function: structural constituent of chromatin; DNA binding; protein heterodimerization activity.
UGCACAUCGUCACUCGAUCCGUUGUUGCGGUAGUGGAUAUUUGUCGAUACUCUUAGUAGAAGCUCAAGAUGACUGGUCGUGGUAAGGGAGGAAAGGGAUUGGGAAAAGGAGGUGCGAAGCGUCAUAGGAAGGUUCUUCGUGAUAACAUCCAGGGCAUCACCAAGCCGGCUAUUCGUCGUUUGGCACGACGUGGCGGUGUGAAGCGUAUCUCCGGUCUGAUCUACGAAGAGACUCGCGGUGUGUUGAAGGUGUUCCUUGAGAACGUGAUCCGCGAUGCUGUCACCUACACUGAACACGCCAAAAGGAAGACCGUGACUGCCAUGGACGUUGUAUACGCCCUGAAACGCCAAGGCAGAACUCUCUACGGUUUCGGCGGUUAAGAACGUGGAUUUUCUGCGGAUAUCAAUCGGCCCUUUUCAGGGCCACAAA